Messenger RNA from Rhipicephalus sanguineus (brown dog tick), 597 nucleotides. RefSeq lists its product as uncharacterized. Gene Ontology annotation, molecular function: DNA binding. Lineage: Eukaryota; Metazoa; Arthropoda; Arachnida; Ixodida; Ixodidae. Bases 274 to 597 code for a protein of 107 amino acids. The record is from RefSeq and is a predicted model, not a curated record. The transcript is spliced from 2 exons.
GUAUCUAACAUGCUAUUUAAGAAACAGACGUGUAACCUGAGAGGCUCAGUUGCAUAACAUCAUGUUACAUGUAUUCAUAGAAACUUCUUGGACCAUGGAAAUAUUAAACCUUUAUUGCUAGGCUUCAAUGUUCCAGCUGUCCUAAUAACUUCAUGUUUCUCUUCCAUUUUUGGGGGUUCUUGCUUUGUAUUCACAACAGUUACACUUGUGCAGGCUUUCCUGUGUAAUUGAAGAAUUUUUUUCUUGGUGCAGGUUGACAUCGGCAGCGGCGUGAUGGUGGAAGAAGCUCAAGUGGAGAACUUGAAAAGAAGCUGUCCAGGGAACCCAGGGAAGUUAGCCCGGGGGCUCCUGCGGAUCGUUUUCUCAGCCAAAGAGAUGAAAGGGAAGUCACUCUUCGGAAGGAAGUGUAAUGCUAAGAAGGAGCAAGAGGCCAAAGAGGGACUUGACCCUGUCAGGGUCAAGGCGGUGAUAGGCUACACCGUGUCCAGCUUGAACGCCGACCCUGUCAGGGUCAAGACAUCUCUGUCGACAAUGUUGGCACGAGAAGUUGCUCCGAAACAAUCCCAAGAACCUCUGGAAGUGGAGCACCUGCCUUAA